AUGGAUGCAUUAGCACAAGCGGAAGCCGAAUACCUUUUCCAAAUCGCCCAGAAUGUUCCUAUCCCAUAUGAUUCGGAAGAUGAUUUACAUUCCGAACGUCCUGCGUCUAGCCUCCAGCCUCCGUCUGUCAGACGAACAGACACCCAACAAUAUAUUCAGCCUCGAAGAGCCUCUCCAAUCCCUCAACAGUAUGUUCCACCUCCACCAGCACCAGCACCUGCGCAAGUUACUAGACGUGUGAUUCCUUUGCCUCCACUUCCGGACAAUGCUAAGAAUGUCCUGUCGAAGAUGGGCCCAUCUGAUGACCCAGAGCUAUUUCUUUUGGCUUUUGAACAAGGAGAUAAGGUUGAGCACAUCGUCGAAAAAGUUGUUAUGAACGUAGUGCUGUUUGGAAUACCUGCGCCCAUCCGAGAUGAAUUUCUUCGUCACAAUCUUGAAUCUCUAGAUAUUAUUUCACAACGUCUAGAAGGCUCCCAGACCGCUUUCAAAACAAGCAGUAGCUUCAGUACUCAGUAUCCUGUGUUAAAACCUAUAAGGGAAUGCCCAGAGUAUCCUCGUCAACUUGACUGUGUACCUCGUCAUCCUUCAACAACUGAUAUUCAGAUGUCGUCGGCUAGACCACCAGGAAAUGCAGUUGCUGCAACCACAAAUGAGAUGCCUGCUACCGGAGACAGAGGUCGUGGACGUCGUCGAUUCGGUGCCGGCGAGCGAAGAUGUUUCCGGUGUGAUCAGCCUGGUCAUUUAGUGAGAGAUUGUCGUCUGUCUCCAGCCCGUUCAAUGGAAAUUGGCAUAGCAGAGUCACUAAUCGACUCACCUGUUAAACCCAUUCGGGGGGAGGGAGACGGGAAACUGGUCACAGUAGGGAACAAUUUAGGUCCCAAUUUACAUAUUGGACCAGAUCUCUCCAGUGAGUUGGAGGAAAACUCCCUGGAGAAUUUCUCAAAUUGUCAAGACCCUUCCACGUCCUCUCAAAUUGUAAAUGUCUCAGAACCCAAACCAAGUUCUAGCGAGCAGCAGGAUUUUGUGCGCUUGCAGCGUGCUCAUAGCUCGUUGGAGUAUGCAUUUAACCAGGCUUACACUGCCAGGUGGAAGGAUAAUCCUAUUGAAUUUGAUUCUGUUUUCAAUGAAAGCAAGUACACUUGGAGCUGGGGAAGCCCUGAUAUUCUUCCAAUGUUUGCAAAAGGUGCAAGCAAAGAUCACAUCUACACUUUUAUGUAUCCAGCUGAGAAUGAGGACUUUGCAGCAGAAGAUGCUUCCAAAUUAGACACUUGGGUGUUUGAUGAAGCAAAGAAGUUCUUAAUAUCUGCAAAAAACAAUGAUACUUUACUAUCACAGUUACUUGAAGAAAAGAUAGUUUUUUUCCUCCACCUACUCGGACUUGAUACAAAUGGACAUGCACACAGGCCAAUGUCAAGGGAAUAUAUAGAAAAUGUCAAAAUAGUUGAUGCUGCUAUUAGGGAGUUUGUGUCCCUAAUUGAAAACUUCUAUGAAAAUGAUGAAAAGACGGCUUAUGUUUUCACUUCAGAUCAUGGCAUGACAGAUUGGGGAACUCAUGGAGCUGGUCAUCCUUCAGAAACAAUGACACCUUUGGUUGCUUGGGGUGCUGGAGUCCAACAAGCCCAGCAGGUUGCAAGACAGAACUUUCCAGACAAUUUACUUCAAGACUGGAAACUUGACAAUAUAAAAAGAACAGAUGUCAAUCAGGCUGAUGUCGCUCCAUUAAUGUCAUCUUUGAUUGGAGUUCCUCUCCCUCUUAAUUCUGUGGGAGUAUUACCUCUUGAAUUAUUGAAUAAUACAGAUCUCUUCAAAGCAGAAAGUAUGUAUUCAAAUGCUCUCCAGAUCCUAGAGCAGUAUAAGGUUAAGAUGACACAAAAACAGAAAACUACCUUAUCAGUUUUAUUCUCCCCAUUCAAGCUUCUUCCUGAAUCGAAACAGAUUGAUUUCAUUUGGAAGAUAAGAAAUUUAAUAGAACAAGAAAAAUAUAAUGAAGCUAUAAACCUUUGCAAGAUUCUGAUAAACCUGGCAAUGGAAGGACUUUCGUAUUACCAUACAUAUGAUCGGUUCUUUCUUGGGACAAGUAUAGUGUUUGGUUUUGUGGGAUGGACAUCUUAUGUCAUACUUAUAAUCCUAAAAAUGCAUGCAUGUGUGAACAAAUCAACUAUGGAAAAUAUAAUGUUUCGUGGCCAUCCUCAUUCCAAAUUCUUUCUUGCCUUUGCCAUGGCUGUAGCAUUUUUUCUGUUAAUACAGGCUAGUCCGUGGACGAACUACAUUUACUGUCUCCUACCAGUGUUUAUGUGGCAUUCGAUCUAUAAAGAGAUCAUGACAUUUCAGGAUAUUACCAGAGUUAUAUUCCGUCAUCCAUUUAUUCACAGCCUUGGAUUUUUAUUUGUUUUCAUUUUGGGAAUUGAGUUACUGGUGCUUAGCUUUUUCUUUCGAUAUAUGCUAACCCUUGGGCUUGCUUUCUUGGCUGGUUGGCCAUUUGUUUCAAAACUCUGGCAUCAAAGAAAGGUUGGCUCAUUAAACUGGAUCUUUGGUUGUUUAUUUCUGGCAGUAUUCCCCAUGAUGCCUGUUGUAGGAAGAGAAGCCAAUAUCAACCUUGUGACCAUUGCUGGAAUGGCAGCUGUCAUUAUUGGUGUAUUUUGUAUUGUAAUCUUAUGGAAUAUUAGUAAGUCUGCACAACACAGAAGGAAUUUGGGUAUCCUCUUUUUCCAGGUAUUGCAUGUGAUUUUAUGUAUAUAUAUAGUAAACAGCACCCAGUACAGUCUAAACCUCAAACAAGGGUUGCCACUAUUCUGUCAAGUUGUAAGCUGGGCAACACUAGGCUGUUCAUUUGUGGUACCUUUGCUGAGCUCAACACUCUUACUGCAACGACUGCUAAGUAUAUUUCUUUCCAUGGUAUCAACCUACAUUUUACUCAGCACUGGGUAUGAGGCAUUAUUUCCUCUUGUAUUGUUUUACUUAAUGUUUGUCUGGAUUAACAUGGACCAGGAGGUGAAUCCUCUUGUCAGUAUUUCCCCAUGGGUAAAGAUUUUUAGCAUAGACUUUUCUAAGAAUACUGACUAUGUAAACUUAAGGCCACUCCAACCAGAUGACAUCAGGCGAUCAUACUUUUUUGUUUUCUUUAUUGUUACUGCUUUCUUUGGGACUGGAAAUAUAGCAUCAAUUAACAGUUUCGAUCCAGCUUCAGUGUACUGCUUUCUAACAGUAUUCAACCCUUUUGUAAUGGGAUCACUGAUGAUGUGGAAGAUUCUAAUACCAUUUGUAAUUGUGAUGUGUGCUUUUGAAAGCAUUCAAGUUUUCACACAACUUUCAUCUAAAAGGUAUUCCUUUUUCCUCACUGUCCUCGUCAUAUCAGACAUUAAUGCACUACACUUCUUUUUUCUAGUGAAGGAUUAUGGAAGCUGGCUAGAUAUUGGAACAAGCAUCAGUCACUAUGUUAUUGUGAUGUCCAUGACCAUGUUCCUGAUGAUUCUGAAAUUGCUGGUUCAGAUUCUAACAACAAAAAGGAUUAACCUACAUGGAAAAAUUAAAAUGCACAUGAUGUGAUCAUGCUUUUUUCUACUUGAAAAUAAUAGGUCUGAUUGCCCAGAUAUGUUGGGCCUUAAUUAUUUUGUUAAUGUUCUCUUAUCUCCCAUAGUACUUUGGCAUGUUUAUCAUCUUAAUUGUCCCUCUAUCUUGCUGUUUCCCCAGAUAAGAGUAAAUAAUGAAAUGAAGAACAUUACAAAAAAUCCUUACAUAAACUUUUCACUUUUAUAGUUGCGUGUUUUUUUGUUAUUUGAUAAUGUAUUCAGUCUUACUUAUAAUCAUGUGUGACAAGGAGUGAAAAUUUAAAAGCUCUCAAAUCACAUUGUACAAAUGUUAGCUUUAAUAAUCAAAGUUUUUUUCAUCCCUUUAAUUUGGAAAUACUAAUAUAAAAGCAGAAGUUGUCUAGUAUGUAAUGAGAAUUUUGCACAAUUAUUGAUAUUUUUUUGUUUUGUUUUCAGUAAAUUAUUGCAACAUAUUUCCUUGUUAAUAAAAACAUAAAAAAAAUACUACAAGGCAAUGAGCCUUUCAGCAUAGUUGGAAACAUUACAAACUGCUCAUCGUAGUUUUAAUUUGAUUUAGUGUAGCGUAUGCAUUGACAUUACAGUUAGAUUUCCCUGGUAUUUUUUAUUGCUUUGUCUUUAUUUUUUUAUUUUAAUUUGUAUUUUGUCCUAAUAUAUUUGUACAUGUGUACGGUGGUUUUGAGUUUUUCAGUUUGAAGUGUGCUCUAAAAAAUUUAACUUUGUAAAAAUGAACAGCCCUUUGAAAGGGAGUGCAUUAUCAUAUAUUUUAGAAGCCGUUCUCUUUAACUAUAUUUUUAAGUAAUGUAAAAUGCAUACUAAAAGUCAGUAUUUUAUUUUUAGGCAGUAACUGAGUACCUGCAAUUAAUAAAAUGAAAAAUGGUCAUGUUCAGAGAUAUAGUUUAUAUUUAAUGUAUUAUUGUGAUCUAUGUGCAUGAUAUCUUUAUAUACAUAAUUAUGUUUUAUACUGUAGCUUAAUAAAUACAUAACCUGCAAUUUUUCAAGAAAGUAAAGGGUGACCAAAGGUUAAAUGUCACUUUUUUUCUCUCCUCCAAAAUACAAGGGGCAUUAUUUUUAAUUGAUCUGACAGACUAACAUAAUUAAGAUCUCUUCCAAGGUAGUCAGUCUUGUAGAUGGUUUUAAUAUCCACAUAGACAUUCCUACAUGUAAGCUGACAAAUGAAUGCCUAUCCCCUGCUGGACUGUUUUGACAUGGUACAGUAUGUUGAUUUUUUUUACCCACUCUGAUGGUUUCAUAUUUGACCUGGUCUAUACACCUGAAUUGUAUGUUGCGGGGCCCACAUCACUGUGGGCCAUAAAGUAAUGCUUUUCACUGUCACUCCUUCCUGCUUCUAACUGUAAAUGUCAAAUUUUUUGAGAAACUUUAAACCUGUCUGUCUGUCCUUGCCAGAUCCAUUUCUAAUCUUUUGUCUGUCUUUCCCUUUUCCCAUCCAUAUUAGAAAAGUCACUGUUAUUUAGCUCUUCAGUCGCCACUAGAUUAAAUAGCCCCUUUAAAACAUAAGGAGGUAUCCUUUAAAGCAUUCAGUUCCAUGGUAUAAUUCAGCACUACGAUCUAGGAAAGCAGCUGGCUGACGCAUUGAGAGAGUGUCACAUAAGACUGGUCAAACUGUGCAUGCCAAUGGUUUCUCUGACCAUGGCUUACAAAAAUGCAUUAACUCAACGGUUUGUUCUUUUUGGCUAAUGAACUACUUCAGCUUGCAUUUGCCCCAGUCGCAUCCACCGCAGAUUGUUAAAAAUUUGUCAAAUUCUGUCUUCAUGUGAUAAUCCUUAUUAUUAUGACAAUAAUAAAUGCAAAUUUCAAGAUUUCUUUAUUUGUCAAAUCUCUUGCACUACCUUCCAGAGGUUUAUAUUAUAUCUGUCUGAUAGAUAAGAGUUUCUUAGUCUUGGCUACUGCCAAAUCGUAGACUGGGUUAUCAUUUAUACAUGGAUGAUUCUCAGAUAUAUUUCAAUGUUAAAAAUGGGAGUUCAUCAGAUAUUUAUCAGCUUACAACUUACCUUAGUGAAAUUAAAACCUGGUUGGAAUAUAACUCAUUUAAAUUAAACUGCAACAAAAUCAAAAUUGUUCUCAUUGGUACUAAAGAUUUAAGAAAAUAAACUCCUUUUCAGACACUGUUGGUGAUGAUAUCAUCAGACCUUCUUCGGCAAAGAAUCUUGGUGUAAUUUUUGAUUCCUCCAAUUCUUAUUCUACCCACAUAAAUCACGUUAAGGAACAUUGUUACUUCCUCCUCUGCAAUAUAUCUCUCCUCUUUGCUCAUUCAUCUCUUUUUCUUAUUCUGAGAAACUUGUCCAAGGUUUUAUUACAUCCCACAUUAACUGCUGAUAGGUGUCCCGGCAAGUCUUUUAACACAGCCUCAGCUGGUUUAAAGCUCGGGAAGAAAAGUCCAUAUACAGACAUGCAAGAACCAGCAUAUAACACCCAUCCUGCUUCACCUUCACUGAUUCCUCGCGUCUUAGAGGACUAAACAUAAAAUUCUGUUAGUAGCCUAUAAAGCAUUAAAUUCCCCCGCACUCAAUUAUAUCACUAACCUGCACCAUCAAUAUGCUCCUGUCUGUUCACCAAGGUCAAUUGAUUUUGGCAAUUUUCAUGUGGCCCAAGCUAACCUGUGCUCUAUGGGUGACCAAAACUCUAUAACACCCAAGCUUUGAAGGACAUCCCUAAAUUAAUGGGAUCAGCUGACUUCAAUUCAUUUUUUAUUAAAAAAAAAACAAAACUUAAAACUCAUUUGUUCAGGAAUGCAUUUAACAUACCCUGACAUUCUGAUCUUUUCUCUCAGUCUAAGUGCUCAGGAUAAUUUGUGCUUAUAUCACAGGUUAUGUUAUUUGUUCAGGGUUUUCUUUUAGUAUUUAUAUAUUUGUUAAUUUUAUUCUGAUUUACUGUCAUUUAUUUUAAUUCAAUGCUUUUUAUUUCUUGUAUUUAUCUUUUAUAGUGUUUUAUGCUGAUAUUAUUGUGGAUCCAAUGUUGCGUAUGCUGUCUUUUUCCUACUUUUUCUCUGUUGUUCAUUUUGAAUUUCUGUGAACAGGUUUGAGCAUGGGAACAGUGUUAUAUAAAUAAAAUAUAUUUUUAUUAUUC
This is a messenger RNA of Erpetoichthys calabaricus (reedfish), 6632 nucleotides long. RefSeq names its product phosphatidylinositol glycan anchor biosynthesis, class N (gene pign). Gene Ontology annotation, cellular component: endoplasmic reticulum membrane. The record is from RefSeq and is a predicted model, not a curated record. Bases 1 to 3546 code for a protein of 1181 amino acids. The transcript has 30 exons. Gene Ontology annotation, molecular function: zinc ion binding; mannose-ethanolamine phosphotransferase activity; nucleic acid binding. Lineage: Eukaryota; Metazoa; Chordata; Cladistia; Polypteriformes; Polypteridae. Gene Ontology annotation, biological process: GPI anchor biosynthetic process.